GAACGAAAAGUAACCUGCAAGCAUCCAGUAACAGGGCAACCAUCACAGGACAACUGUAUUUUUGUUGUGAAUGAACAGACUGCUGCAGCAAUGACAUCUGAAGAAAAGAAGGAACGACCAGUAAGCAUGAUAUGUGAAGCAACUAACUAUAAUCUGACAUCAGAUUAUGCUACUCAUCCAAUGAGCCCUGUGGGCAGAACAUCACGAUCUUCAAAGAAGGUUCAUAAUUUCGGAAAGAGAUCAAACUCAAUAAAGAGAAAUCCUAAUGCACCAGUUGUCAGACGUGGCUGGCUCUACAAACAGGACAGUACUGGAAUGAAGUUGUGGAAGAAACGGUGGUUUGUGCUCUCAGAUCUGUGUCUCUUCUAUUAUAGAGAUGAGAAAGAAGAAGGAAUACUAGGUAGCAUACUUCUACCUAGUUUCCAGAUAUCUGUGCUUUCUGCUGAGGACCAUAUUAACCGCAAAUAUGCCUUUAAGGCAGCUCAUCCAAACAUGAGGACCUAUUAUUUCUGCACAGAUACAGGGAAGGAAAUGGAGUUGUGGAUGAAAGCCAUGACAGAUGCAGCACUUGUGCAGACAGAGCCUGUGAAAAGAGUAGAGAAGUUAACCACUGAAAAUACACCACCUCGAGAGGCAAAUAAUAUUUCAAACCAUCGGGUGCUGAUUAAGCCAGAGGCACAAAAUAACCAGAAAAACAAAGAAGUGAACAAAAGUGAGGAGAAGAAAGCUUUGGAAGCUGAAAAAUACGGAUUUCAGAAAGUUGGACAAGAUAAACCAUUAACGAAAAUUAACAGUGUAAAGCUAAAUCCUUUGGGAUCCGAAUACAGGACUUUACCCAUAAGCACAAUUCAGGCUGGACACUUCAGACCAGUUCAUUUAAACGGGUCUGAGAAUAAAGCUGUUAGUGCUGUCCUGGCAGAUGCUGGAGAUGGAGGUCAUCACAAUGCAGUUCACUCAUAUAUGGAGUCUGAACGAGUUAUGCAGAGAACUAAUUCAAUGCUGCAACUGGAACAGUGGAUUAAAAUACAAAGAGGAAAAGGACAAGAAGAGGAAGCAAGAGGCAUAAUCUCAUAUCAGACGUUACCAAGAAACAUGCCAAGCCAUCGUCCUCAGGUUUUACCCCGGUACCCAGAAGGCUACAGAACGCUGCCAAGAAACAGCAAAGCACGGCCAGAGAGCCUCUGUAGCGUAAUGCCGUCAGCUUACGACAGAGCCACAGGACCAGCAAUGGCCGAAGAAAAACGGAGGUCGAUACGCGAUGACACAAUGUGGCAGCUCUAUGAAUGGCAGCAACGUCAGUUUUACAACAAGCAAACAACUCUAACUAGACACAGUACUUUAAGUAGCCCAAAAACUAUGAUUAAUAUUUCUGAUCAGACAAUGCAUUCAAUUCCCACCUCACCUUCUCAUGGUUCAAUCGCUGGUUUCCAAGGAUAUUCCCCACAGCGGACCUACAGAUCAGAAGUGUCUUCACCAGUGCAAAGGGGAGAUGUGACUAUUGAUCGCAGACACAGGACGCAUCAUACUAAGCACGUCUUUGUGCCCGACAGAAGGUCAAUGCCAGCAGGUCUGAGUUUACAGCCCGUUACUUCUCAGAACCUCCAAGGCAAAACAUUAACACAAGAAGAAUGUAGGGGUACACUAUACAAAUAUAGAACUGAAGAGCUGGAUAUUGAUGCUAAGCUUAGCCGUUUAUGUGAACAAGAUAAAGUUGUACAAGCACUGGAGGAGAAGCUUCAACAGCUACACAAGGAGAAAUACACGCUUGAGCAAGCUUUGCUAUCAGCAAGUCAGGAGAUAGAAAUGAAUGCAGAUAAUCCCGCAGCCAUACAAAAUGUAGUCUUACAGAGAGAUGACUUGCAGAACGGACUACUUAGCACCUGUCGAGAAGUAUCGCGAGCUACUGCAGAACUAGAAAGAGCUUGGAGAGAAUAUGAUAAAUUAGAGUAUGACGUAACUGUAACAAGGAACCAUAUGCAGGAGCAACUUGAUCGGCUUGGAGAAAUUCAGACUGAGUCAGCAGGGAUACAGCGUGCUCAGAUUCAGAAGGAACUGUGGAGAAUUCAAGACGUCAUGGAGGGUUUAAGUAAACAUAAACAGCAAAGAAACUCUUCAGAGGCAGGCUUCAUGGGAUCAAGGACAUUUUCAGCUAUUAAAUAUAAAAAUGAGGGUCCUGAUUAUAGGCUUUAUAAGAGUGAACCAGAAUUAACUACAGUAGCAGAAGUAGAUGAAUCUAAUGGCGAAGAAAAAACAGAACAAAUUUCAGAACCAGAAUCUACUGCUAAAGGCUCACAUUUUCCUGUGGGAGUUGUACCGCCCAGAACCAAAUCACCGAUGCCAGAGUCUUCAACAAUAGCAUCCUAUGUCACUUUGAGGAAGAAUAAGAAGAUAGAUCUAAGAACGGAAAGACCAAGAAGUGCAGUGGAGCAGCUGUGUCUUGCAGAAAGCACACGGCCUCGAAUGACUGUGGAGGAACAGAUGGAAAGAAUAAAGAGGCACCAACAAGCUUGCCUGAGAGAGAAGAGAAAAGGACUCAAUAUUAUUGGUGUUUCAGACCAGUCUCCUUCACAGAGUUUAUCAUUUGUCAGAGAGAAUCCAUUCAAAUUGGCACAGAAUCGGAAAAAAGAUGAUACUAUAUCUAGUAACAUGAAGGAAUUAGAGAGCACCAGUAAAGACAGUAAUUUGAAACAGAAUAAUGAAAGUCCUGGAGAAGAAAUAGCACAACUAAAACAUGAUGGAGGACAAGAACAUAAUUCAGGUUUUACUAAAGAGCUGACAAAAACUGAUUAUCUUUUAUCAGAUGCACAUGUUGUAUCUGACUCAAAAGAAGUGAGUAAUGAAGAGAAAGAAGAAAAGGAAAAGAAAAAUAAAUUGGAAGAAACACAUGAUGGUGAUAUAAGCUUGCAGAGUGUGACCACAGUUACAAACCACAAACCCAAAACCAGCUCAGAAGAAAGUGAAGUAGUUAGUGUUCAAGAACAAGAAGGGAUUAUGUCUUCAUUUGAAUUAGCAGCACAGUCUUCAAAAGGAAAUCAGGCAACAGCAGUGAAAAGUUUGCCUUCUUCACCAGAUUCGUCACUAUCACCAGCUCCAUCUACACAGACACAGCUCACAGAAGGAUCACAUUUCAUGUGUGUAUAG
Messenger RNA from Cariama cristata (Red-legged seriema), 3141 nucleotides. It is a transcript of the gene PLEKHA5, whose product is annotated as pleckstrin homology domain containing, family A member 5. Gene Ontology annotation, cellular component: cytosol. The record is from RefSeq and is a predicted model, not a curated record. The transcript is spliced from 22 exons. NCBI's taxonomy places the organism in Eukaryota, Metazoa, Chordata, Aves, Cariamiformes, Cariamidae. The coding region runs from base 91 to 3141 and encodes 1016 amino acids. Gene Ontology annotation, molecular function: phosphatidylinositol-3,5-bisphosphate binding; phosphatidylinositol-5-phosphate binding; phosphatidylinositol-4-phosphate binding.